Messenger RNA from Ipomoea nil (Japanese morning glory), 1034 nucleotides. RefSeq lists its product as uncharacterized. The transcript has a single exon. Lineage: Eukaryota; Viridiplantae; Streptophyta; Magnoliopsida; Solanales; Convolvulaceae. The coding region runs from base 26 to 853 and encodes 275 amino acids. The record is from RefSeq and is a predicted model, not a curated record.
CACGUAAAGUAAUUGACCGUAGAAUAUGGAUAUGAAAAACAAUUACAAAUUGAAAAAAUCUCUGCAACCUAUCAAUCACCAUCCUGGCAUCCUCUUCUAUAAAUACCCAUCUUUUUCUCUUGAUGAAACCCAUAAAACUCAAAAGGAAAUCAAAGAAAUAGCUAAAACCAGCAUGGAUCGCAUAACACUUUCUCUGUGUAUACUAAUCUUGGGCGCGGCCAUCCAUGGCUGCCGUGCCGUUGAAUACACAGUCACCAACACGGCGGCCAACACGCCCGGCGGCGCCCGCUUCAACCAAGUCAUCGGAGAAGAAUACUCCAAACAGGUCCUAGACGCCGCCGCCAACUUUAUAUGGAGGGUCUUCCAGCAGAACUCCCCCGGCGACCGGAAAGACGUUCAGAAAGUGAGCAUGUUCGUGGACGACAUGGACGGCGUGGCCUACGCCAGCAACAACGAGAUCCACGUCAGCGCCAGGUACAUCAACGGCUACUCCGGCGACGUGAAAGGGGAGAUCACCGGCGUGCUGUACCACGAGUCCACCCAUAUUUGGCAGUGGAACGGCAACGGCGCCGCCAACGGAGGGUUGAUAGAAGGGAUUGCCGAUUUCGUGAGGCUGAAAGCCGGGUACGCGCCGAGCCACUGGAGGAAGCCGGGUGAAGGUGACCGGUGGGACGCCGGCUACGACGUGACGGCGCGGUUUCUGGACUACUGCAAUGAUCUCAAGAAUGGGUUCGUCGCUGAACUCAACGCGAAGAUGAAAAACGGUUACAGUGACAGUUACUUCUCCGACAUCCUGGGAAAAACAGUUGACCAACUCUGGACUGAUUACAAGGCUAAAUACAACACUAAUUAACUAACGUCCUUUCCCUAAAUUUGUACCACGAAGAAAGACUGAAACCCCAACUCUAAGGGCCCCCACACCCUAACCCGACAGAGCAUUUGGGAGGAUAAAUUUUCAUAAAUAUAUGUACAACAUCAACAAUAAACAUGGAAGUAGAUUUCCUAAGAUAAUAAAUUCAUCAUUAUUAUUUGAA